Cotesia glomerata is the source of this 1242-nucleotide messenger RNA. RefSeq names its product putative tRNA (cytidine(32)/guanosine(34)-2'-O)-methyltransferase (gene Trm7-32). Gene Ontology annotation, cellular component: cytoplasm. Gene Ontology annotation, biological process: cytoplasmic translation; tRNA methylation. The record is from RefSeq and is a predicted model, not a curated record. Gene Ontology annotation, molecular function: tRNA methyltransferase activity. The transcript has 5 exons. Lineage: Eukaryota; Metazoa; Arthropoda; Insecta; Hymenoptera; Braconidae. The coding region runs from base 148 to 1242 and encodes 364 amino acids.
CUGUGGCUAUCAGGGAGUGUAUAUAAAAAAAAGAUAAAUAGAAAUUAUAACCUGUCAUAUGCACAUGUGAUGAUAAUAUAAAUAAAUAAAUAGUUUUUAACCUUUUUCAUAAAUUAAUAAAUUUUAAUAAUAUUUUGUAAUUACAAAAUGGGAAAAACAUCAAAAGACAAGAGAGAUAUUUAUUAUAGAAAAGCUAAAGAGGAGGGUUGGAGAGCAAGAAGUGCAUUUAAAUUACUCCAAAUUGACAGCGAAUUUAAUAUUUUUGAUGGUGUUACAAAGGCAGUUGAUUUAUGUGCAGCACCAGGGAGUUGGAGCCAAGUUUUAACCCGAAAAUUAAACGAAAGUUAUAAAUUAAAAAACGAAGAAUUAAAAUCUGGGACUUGGUCUUCAAGCGAUGACGAAGUAAAUGAGCCACCAAAAAUAAUAGCCGUCGAUUUACAAGCAAUGGCACCCUUGGACGGCGUGGUGCAAAUACAAGGUGAUAUUACUAAAAUAUCUACUGCUGAAAAAAUAAUAGCUUAUUUUGAAAAUUCUAAAGCUGAUUUAGUUGUUUGCGAUGGAGCGCCUGAUGUAACCGGAUUGCAUGACAUGGACAUUUACAUUCAAUCGCAAUUACUUUUGGCAGCUUUAAACAUAACAACACACGUUAUACGACCGGGUGGUACUUUUGUUGCUAAAAUAUUCCGAGCCAGAGAAAGCUCGUUGCUAUAUUCACAGUUGAAAGUAUUUUUCAAAUAUGUCUCUUGCGCAAAACCGAGUAGCUCACGAAAUUCGAGUAUCGAAGCGUUCGUCGUUUGCAAAGAUUAUUCACCACCUGAUAAUUACAUUCCACAUAUGUUAAACCCACUGUUAACUCACGAGCCAUUAAACUAUGAUGAGUUGACUGGUAUCAACAAAUAUGUUGCUCCAUUUGUUGUAUGUGGAGAUUUAACACAGCCUGAUUCUGAUUCGUGCUAUCCUCUUUCAUUGAGUGGCGAAGAAUAUGUAUAUAAAAGUCCAAUCCAGGAACCCAUCGAGGCACCUUACAAAGAAGCUAUCCAAAAAGAAUUUAAUUCAAACAACAAAAAAUCGAUUAAAGCAGAACCAUCUGCAUCUGAAAUUUUUUACGAUGAUGAUUUAUCAAUUGAAGACUUCAAAAAAAGUUCCUUUGAAUUUCAGAAAAAUAAAGAAGCAGCAGCAGGAAAUUCCCAAAUAAAAAAAACUGACAUCCAUGAAGAUUUUGUAAAUUUACAAUUAAAUUAA